This is a messenger RNA of Stylonychia lemnae, 1041 nucleotides long. The record is from the annotation of a GenBank genome assembly. NCBI's taxonomy places the organism in Eukaryota, Ciliophora, Spirotrichea, Sporadotrichida, Oxytrichidae.
AUGUCUAAAAUCUUCAUGCCAUUCGUGCUGGUUCCUCAGCAGCACAUCAUGAUUGUAGAGAGAUUCGGGAGAUACAUGAGAACUCUAGAACCAGGCUUUAAGUUUAAGUUGCCACUUUUCGAGAGUGUAGCUUACCAUCACUCACUUAAGGAGCAGGUCUUGGGUAUUGACUCCCAAACUGCCAUCACCCGUGAUAAUGUGAAAAUCAGAAUCGACGGAGUUAUGUAUUUCAAGAUCACUGAUCCCUUCAAAGCCUCAUACGAGGUCGCUCAGCCAAUCAGAGCUCUAUCCCUGCUUGCCUAGACUUCAAUGAGAAGUGAAAUCGGUAAAUUAGAUUUGGACAGAACCUUCGAGGAAAGAGAAAGUCUUAACGUUAACAUAAAGGAAGCCUUGAACGAGGCCUCAGUCAAGUGGGGUAUCGAGUGCAUGAGAUACGAAAUCAAGGACAUCAAGCCACCCGAAGAAAUCAAGAGAAGUAUGGAAUUGCAAGCAGAGAGUGAAAGAAUCAAGAGAAGUAAGAUCCUCAACUCAGAGGGAGAGCGCCAGUCUAAGAUCAACAUUGCUGAGGGUAUCAAGCAAUCUGCCAUCCUCGACGGUCAAGGUAAUGCCUCUAAGAUUCUCGAGGAAGCCAGAGGUAUCUGCUAAUCACUUGAAAGAAUCGCCAAGUCUAUUGAAAGCGGCCCAGGCGGGAGAGGUCAAGAUGCUCUUAGACUUAAACUGACAGAACAAUAUCUCGAAGCUCUCAAUUAAAUAUUGUCAACCUCUAGAGUGCUCAUGCUACCAAAUGAAAGUGGCAGUGGAAACAGCGAUCAAUGGUCUACUAGCAAGAUCGCUACAGCCAUGACUCUAUACAAGCAAAUUUUGGGACCAGCUGGCUAAGCCGUAGCUUAAGCUGCUGGGAAAGCUGAAGGAGACCUUUUCAAUGAGCUCAGACAGAGAGUAGCUCAACUUGAUCAAUAGAGUAGUGCUACUUAAAAUCAAGUAGUUAGAGAAAGAAAAUUCUAGUAUCACGAUGAUAAGGCUCUCUAUUCAGACCAGUGA